Molecule: messenger RNA, 1314 nt
Organism: Durusdinium trenchii
Lineage: Eukaryota; Dinophyceae; Suessiales; Symbiodiniaceae
Source: the annotation of a GenBank genome assembly
AUGACAGAGGCAGCAUUGCCACUGUUCAUUCGGGAGCCCACUGGGCCUUUGCAACGCUGCAGGGUCAAGCAGGUCAUAAUCCUUGCAGCCACCUUUACCGCUGGCUUUGCUUGUGGCUUUUCGGCUGCGAAUCCGAAACUAAGCACCCCGACUGCAUCGUCACUGUGGCUUCCAAGGCCCUGCGGUCCAGAUGAUGCGACAACAACGUCUACGGAGUCCCCGAAGCUGGAAAUCACACCGCACGCCUGGCACGCCUCAUCCUCCUUGCCCCAUAGUACUACCUCUACCCAUUCCACCACUCGGGCGAAGAUGGGAUCAACAUCAACCACACUCCCUUCAAGUGAAACGAUCAUCGUCAAGGUGUUCGCGGGUGGAAAUGGGAGACUGGGCAACAACAUUGGCCAACUCUUGCACGGCUUAGCUUUUGCAAGGCGCAUUCAUGCAGACAAGGUGCAGCUUGUUGCCUCUGGUGGCCAGUUGCCUCAAGUCAUGGAAUUGAAAGAUUUAUCAUUAGAUCUCCCAGAUGCUGGAACGCUGCGGGGCGUUAUCCCCAAGGAAUGCAAUGAAGCUGCGCAGGCGGCACGGAUGAACAAAGAGCCUAACACCUAUGCCAGUGGCUUUUGGACCACUCGUUGCUCAGGUGUUCCUGGGAGUGAGUAUCACGACCUGGCUUUCCAGUACAUUUGGCCGCUGCUGAAAAGCGAGGUGAAAGAGUGUGUUGAGAAACCGGAUGACGCAGCCGAAAAACGGCUCACUGUACAUUUGCGUGGCCAAGACCUCUGGAACAUGGGCGAGUUUGAUCAAGUUGCCAAAAAGCCGAUCAAUAUGUCGGCUGGAGCGCACCACUGGCUAUGGAACAAUCCCCCAUGUACGAUGUAUGAGAAGAUCAUCCAGGAGGAUGGAUACUCCGAUGUGCUUGUAGUUACAUCGCAGGAUCGACGCCAUGCAUGCGUUUCUUGGUUUGAGGAGCUGCCUCGUCGGACAGGACUCAAGGUCAAUGUGACCUUUCAGACAAGUUCGCUAGCAGAGGACUUUUGUGCCCUGGUGAAGUCCAGAAAUAUGGUAGUGUCUUUCUCAACCUUGUCUAAUGCAGCUGCGGUGCUGAGCAAGAAUCUGAAACGCAUAUAUGUUCGGAACUUUGCGCAAAACUCCAUGUUGAACUGUCAAUUGUGGCCCACGGUGUCCAUUAUGCAGUACUACAUGCCAAGCACUGAGCAGCACCAUGAACCCUACAACAACACCUAUGCAGGCGUGAUUGAGUGGUUUCAAACCUACAAUGUCAGUCUGAUUGCGAGAAGAACUUCCUGCAAAUGA